Molecule: messenger RNA, 2985 nt
Organism: Serendipita indica DSM 11827
Lineage: Eukaryota; Fungi; Basidiomycota; Agaricomycetes; Sebacinales; Serendipitaceae
Source: the annotation of a GenBank genome assembly
AUGGACGCAAUACGCGUCCCAAAGGUCACAGAUGUUCAGAUCUAUCGACCCGGUUCAGGAGCGCGAGCUCGAGCAAAUGGAACGGUUCAUUUGACCGCACAUCAUCUUAUUUAUACAUAUUCUACAUCCAAGUCAACUUCUGCCGAUGGCGAGGCCGACGAGGAAGAGAUGUGGGUCCCAUACCCGCUGAUCAAUCAACUGACACGACUACCGCAAACGCUACAAGGCCUCUCGCCACUGGCUUUCCGCACACGAACGUUCGAGGCAUUCACGCUCUUCUUUCCACGCGAUACAGAUGCCACCCAGGUUUUUGAUACAGUCAGAGAACUCACAGUGGUCGCGUCGGUGACUCAUCUUUAUGCAUUCUUCAACGAGCCAGAUUUCCCUAUCUCCCCUGAUGGAAACAAUGGAUGGAAAUUGUAUGAUGCCCAAGAAGAGUUUACGCGAAUGGGCGUCGGAGCGCGAAGUAAAGCCUGGAGGUUUACUGAGAUCAACAACGACUACUCGGCAAGUCAAAGGGGUGAUUGUGCGCGUUUUGCUCCUACCUAUCCUGCGAAGCUCGUUGUCCCAGCUCGCAUCGGAGACGCAACGCUGACUUAUGCCGGAAAAUAUCGAAGUAAAGCCCGUAUUCCAACGCUAUCUUAUCUCCACUGGUCCAACUUUGGGAGCAUCACCAGAUGUAGCCAACCGCUUGUAGGGAUCACGCAGAACCGGUCGAUACAAGACGAAAAGCUCGUUGAAGCCAUAUUCCAAUCUCACCUCUCUGCUGAACCGUCAAAAGAUUCACCAAUGAUCUACGGUGCAACCUGCACGAACGUGAUCAUUGAUGCCCGACCUACCGCAAAUGCAAUGGCAAACGUUGCACAAGGAGGUGGAUCUGAGAAUAUGGAUCACUACAAAGGUGGCACAGGCACCGGAUUCGGUGUUACAAAGAAGGCCUAUCUGGGCAUUGAGAAUAUACACGUCGUGCGGGAUUCGCUCAACAAAGUCGUAGAGGCACUUCGCGAGGCCGACGGAGCCGCCGAGCCAACAUUAGAUGGCGCUGCUUUUCUCGACGCGACUGGAGCGGACAGCCUAGGUUUGGUUGACCGUCAUGCCUUGCGGAGAAGUGGGUGGCUCAGACAUCUUUCAUCCAUUCUUCAAGGCACCCUGAUUGUCGUGCGGACCGUUCACAUUGCCUCUUCCCAUGUCCUCGUCCAUUGUUCCGACGGGUGGGAUCGGACAGCCCAAAUCACUGCACUCGCCCAACUCUGCCUGGACCCUUAUUAUCGUACAAUACGCGGCUUCAUGGUUCUCAUCGAGAAGGAGUGGUGCAGCUUUGGCCACAAGUUUUUGGAUCGAUGCGGACACCUUUCGUCUGAAAGGUUCUUCAUCGGAGGGAGCAGUGCGGCCGAACGAGCAGCUGAAGCAGGAGAUGAAGGCGGUGGCGGAGGAGCAGGAGCCUUCAUUGCUGGCUUCCGAGAUCGAAUAUCCAACCCAUCUCACAUCAAGGAGAUGUCACCAGUCUUUCAUCAGUUCCUAGAGUGCGUCAGGAACAUCCAGCGACAAUUCCCGGACCGGUUCGAGUACAAUGAACUGUUCCUGCGUAACAUUCAUCGACAGCUCUACGCCUGCGAGUAUGGCACCUUCCUCUUCAACUGCGAGAGAGAACGCAAAGUCAGCUUGGAUGGUGCGAGCUCUUGGAGCGGUAUUCAGAAGACGAAGAGCGUUUGGGAGUGGUUCCUGUCUGAAGGGAACAUGAAAGGAGAUAGGUGGCUUAACCAAACAUAUAACAAAUCUCUGGAUGAUGUGAAGAAUGGCGCCGGUGAUAUGGGUGUCCUCAUCCCCAGUGCAAAGGACGUUCGCUUCUGGAAUGAACUCUAUGGAAAAACGGACGAAGAGAUGAACGGAAAGGUGGUUGCUCCCCAACCGGAUCCCGAGUUCAAAGUGGUCGAGGAAGAAAAGGAUGACACUGUCCUAGUUCAGGGAGUAGCAAAAGCCGUGGGAAGUCUCGCCUUGGGAAAGGACGGAGACAGCAGUCUCGUAUCGUCUAGGAAUGGUACACCAAUACCAGCCAUGAGUCUAUCAUCCUCAUUUACAGGCUCCCGACCGUCCUCAGCUCUCAGCGGCCUCUCGCGAGAGCAGAGCCCAGCGAUUCUACCUGUUGAACCUUCAACAUCACCAGCUUCAAAGACCUCGCCUACCGAGGUUCGACCAUUGGCCGGAAGACAAGAGUCAUUCCGACCCUUCAACUCGUCGACAUCCGCUUUCUCCCUUCGCUCAUCACCGACGACACAACCGAAAUCUGUGCCACCUGUGGAUUCAUACCCCUCACCAGAUCCAUAUGUCAAGCCUGCGGCGAAUCCGUACUCAUCGCUGUACGAACGGCCGGCACCACCACCUGUCAGCAGUCGAACAAACCCAAAUGCGCAAGGGUAUAGUUUUGGCUCUCAGAGCUUUAGUACUGCUUCACUUGCUGACGGCCUCGCUGGCUUUGCAAACAACGCCGGAGGGGGGAUGAAAUCGAUAUGGGGGAGACUAAGCUCGAAUGCCUCUGCAGCAUUCUCUGCUGUUCAGGAUGCAACAAAGGACCUUAGAGCUGCAGGACCUAGCGGUAGCGGCUCUUUCGGUGGCUAUGGAGGAAGUGGGUCCAAUGAACCGCGACGAGAGAGUGCGCUCGGUCCCUCUACAUGGACCGCCAGCCAGGAGCCGGCAACUAUUCGACCAAAGCCACGAGUUGGAACGUUGGACGGCAAUCCCUGGGCGACAUCUGCAGGGACAAAGAGACUUGAAGAUGAAUGGCAAACCAACAUAACCCGACCUCUGGGCAACAGUACAUUCUCUCAACACCCCCUCGAGGCCAGGAGCUCUGUCCCUAUCGUGGCGCCCGCGCCUCGACACGCUCCGAACACGGGGUUACCUACCUCGUCGACACUGGAAGCCACACCAGGGAUGAAGCCGAAGUCUCCCCCCAUCAGCAGCGACCCGCUGGGUGUUGGGUUGUAG